GAUGAGCAGAAAUCUGAGGCUCGCAGACUGAACACAUCCAAAUGAUGCUGCCCGCAAAAAGGGAUUAAACUCCGGAUCCCCGGUGGAUAACGCAGAUUUGCCAGGGGGGGUUUGGUGGAAGGGAGACAUGCCGUCGCUGAGCAUCCGCCGCACCGCCUGAGCGACCAUGAUGAAGACGGAAUCCACAUCCAAGAGCGCCGGCUCCGGCUCCGGCUCCGGCUCCACGCUCCGGAGCCCAUCCCCGCACAGAAACGCGUACGAGGCGGGGAUGCAGGCCCUGAAGCCCGUCAAGGACCUGGCCGCCAACGGGGCCCUGCAGGAGGGGCCCCGGGGCCGCCGCUACGGCUCCAACGUGCACCGCAUCAAGAACAUGUUCCAGCAGAUGCAGAGCAGCCCGGACACCGAGGGGGAGGACGGCGGCAGGGUGCGCCUGUCCCUGCCCAGGGCCGGCAGCCUCAACGAGAACGUGGACCACAGCGCCCUGCUCAAACUGGGCUCCUCCGUGUCCGAGCGGGUCAGCAGGUUCGACCCCAAGCCCGAGAACGGACACCAGCGAGCAUCCUCGCCCAGCUACUCCAAGCUGCAGGAGACCCGGCGCAUCUUCGAGCAGCAGCAGCUGCAGCAGCUGCAGCAGCUGCAGGACCGGCAGCAGCUGCAGCUGCAGCAGGAGCUGCAGCAGCAGGACAAGCUGCAGCUGCUGCAGGAGGAGAAGCUGCAGGACAGACAGCUGCAGCAGCAGGACAGACAGCUGCAGGAGCUGCAGCAGCAGGAGAAGCUGCAGCAUCAUCUGCAGCAGCACCAGGAGAAGCUGGCCACCACCAGGGUCCUGCUGAAGGCCGACAAGCCCCCGGGCUACCAGGACGGCAGGCUGGACGUGUCCCGCUUCAACGGCAGCACCGAGUCCCUGGACAGCCUGGACACCAGCGAGGCGGUGUCCCCCACCGUCAGCCAGCUCAGUGCCGUGUUCGAGAGGGCGGCCGAGCUCCGGAACAACCUCCACCGCCUCUCCUCCACGCCGCCGCUCCCCUCACGGGGGGUCAGCACCAAGGUGGGGGUGUUAAACUCCAAGAUAAUCACCAAGAGGGUCAGUGCCUUCGCAUCAGGCCGGGAGGAAGAGAUAAGCAGUCAUAAGGGCCAGGAGACGCCUCCGAGGGGCACCAGAGGAAGGGUGACUCCCCCGUCCGAGAGUAUUAAUAGGGACCAGAGUGCUGGCCAGGGCGCCCCAGCUGAUAAACUUUCAAGUAAAGGAGGAGAGUCGAAUGAACAGAAAGAAAAGACUGUUUCUGACGCCGGUGUUGAGGCCAGGGCUGAUGUUUUUCCAGAGGAUCACUCUGUGGCCAAGGAGUCCGGCAGCACAACCCUGCAGGGUGACAGCCAGGGGUCUGUGGAGAAUGGAGAGACUGUAAAACAGAAGCAAGGCUACCCUGAGGGGGGCGAGUGGCAGAAGGACAUCCAGGAGGACGAAGGGCGGAUUUUCAGAGACGACCACUCGGGCCUCGACUCUUUGGAUACCAGUACCUGUGGUGCAGAGGGAGACGACUUUGGGGGAAGCCAGAGGGACGAGGACGAGGAGGAUGAAGAGGACGACCGGUACGAGCCCGAGUCCAGCUGCAUGGAGAUCUCCGGGCUGCCUGCAGAAGAGGAGCCGCCCCCUUCCAGGAAGAUCCGCUUCAGCAUAGACCCCAUCAAGGUGUUUGCCACCUAUCCCAACGAGGACUACGACAGACGCAACGAAGAUGUGGAUCCCAUGGCGGCGUCGGCCGAGUACGAGCUGGAGAAGAGGGUGGAGCGGCUGGACCUGUUUCCUGUGGAGCUGGAGAAAGACGGGGACGGCCUGGGCAUCAGCAUCAUCGGCAUGGGCGCGGGCGCUGACAUGGGCCUGGAGAAACUGGGCAUCUUCGUCAAGACGGUCACGGACGGAGGAGCAGCUCACAGGGACGGCAGGAUCCAGGUGAACGACCUGAUUGUGGAGGUGGACGGGACCAGCCUGGUGGGAGUCACUCAAAGCUUCGCCGCCUCUGUGCUCAGGAACACCUCAGGAACCGUCAAGUUUGUGAUUGGGCGAGAGAAGCCGGGCGAGCAGAGCGAGGUGGCCCAGCUCAUCCAGCAGACGCUGGAGCAGGAGCGCUGGCAGAGGGAGAUGAUGGAGCAGCGCUACAACCAGUACAUGGAUGAACAGGAGGGCGGUGAAUAUGGCACAGAUGAGGAGGAGGACGAUGAUGAAGAGGCCAGUCCGCCGUAUCCCAGCGCCAUCGAGGUGUUUGACUUGGCAGAGAACGAGGACAUGUCUCCUCUGGAGACGGACCCUGAGAAGCUGGCGCACAAAUACAAGGAGCUCCAAAUUAAACACGCUGUGACUCAAGCGGAGAUCCAGCAGCUGAAGAGAAAGCUGCACCACGCGGAGCAGGACAAGCAGCGCUGGCGUAUGGAUAAAGCCCAGCUGGAGCAGACCCUGCAGGAGAACAAGGAGCGGAUGGAGAAGCUGGAGGGCUACUGGAUGGAGGCUCAGAGCCUGUGCCAGGCGGUGGACGAGCACCUCAAGGAGACGCAGGCCCAGUACCAGGCGCUGGAACGCAAAUACAGCAAAGCCAAACGCCUGAUCAAGGAGUAUCAGCAGAAGGAGAUUGAGUACCUGAAGAAGGAGACUCAGCGUUGUGCACAAGCUGGAGCUGAAGCCUCUCUCCUGAAGGAGGAGUCGGGACAACUGGAGGAACAGGUGGCUGACCUGGAGUGCAGGGUGGAGGAGCUGAAAUCUGAACCUUUAUAGAAGCCUUUUCCCUCUAAACAUGUAAUACUUCACCUGGAGGAGGAGUGUUACUGUGCUCAGAAUGAACUGCAGGGUAUCUCUCGUCCCCCACCAUGAGCUUGGUCGCGUUCGUCCUCAGGCCUCGUGUUUCAGUCACUUAACCCUUUAUAACCCUGUUUUUCUGUUGACAUUUACGGGAACGGGAAGACGCGUCAUCAUUCCAAACACGGACUCUCCUGACGGACCGUUCUUUCCUACUCAGACUUCAGUAUUUUACUCUUUUAAUUUGUUGUUUCGUGACGGACCAAGCUGUUGCUUUGAAUUGCCAAAAAGAAAAAAGAAAACACAACAAAAAAAACUAAAUCCUCUUUCUUUUGCCUAAUUCUGUGAUUUUUCUUUAUUUCUUUUCUCGUUUGUACAGAUGUGAUACUGUGUGGUUUAACAAUCAAGUUUGGUUUGUAAAAAAACAAAACAAAAAACUUUUAACGUGUAAAACAUUUAACAUUAAUAUAAACUAAUGAACAUGAGGGUUUGUUGUAUAUUUGAUGUGAUGGGAGGUUUGAAGCGGAGGGACUAUUGCACUGGAAGAGACGCGGCACAUCGCAGCGGCGGAGGAAUCAGCGGAGGAAUCAGCGGGAGUGACGCGUCUUCAACGCUGUUACCCAGCAUUCAUAGGGAACUCACAAAACCUGGAGAACCACGUGUUGCCUACCUUUCAGAAGUGUUUGUUUAUUUUUUACUCAUUAGAACUCGUCAAUAACCGACCAACCCCUUUGGUUUCAUCACUUGCAUCUUUAAAAAAAAGAAAAAAAAAAAAAGUAAAAAAAAAAAAGGACCACAGAAACGAGCCUCCACAACUGCUGCUCCACCAACAACGACCCCUCCCGCCCGUCAAGUGGAUGUUGUUACGGACUUGUAUAAUCGAUAUUAGCUAGGACUACUGAUGAACGAACCGCUACAGGAGUGAGGAGUUUGUAUGGAAGAGUAUUAGGGCCGUGCAGGAGAAAAAAUAUUUGAGGGGAAGAUUUUUUUUAUUUUGCACUUCGAGAAAAGUCAAAAUGUCGAGAUUAAUGUUGAAAUACAAUUUCGAGAAAAAAUUCAAAAUGUCGAGAUUAAUGCUGAAAUACAAUUUCAAGAAUAGUCGAAAUUUCGUGAAUAAAGUCAAUUUCGCCUUUUUUCUCAACAUUUCAACUAUUCACGAAAUUUCGCCUUUUCUCAACAUUUCAACUUUUUUCUCAACAUUUCAACUUUAUUCACGAAAUUUUGACUUUUUUCUCAACAUUUACAUUUUUUUUAUCAUAAUUGUACUUCAACAUUAAUCUUGACAUUUUGACUUUUUAUUCAACAUUUCGACUUUUUUUCUCAAAGUGCAUAAUGAAAAAAAAAUCUUCCUCUUCUAAAAUAUUUGUAUUUUUCUCCUGCCUGGCCCUCACACUCUUCCGUAGGUUUGAAGGAGAAGUUACCAGCAGCACAUUUUUCGUCUUGUACCAGCAGCUGCUCUCGACAUGGCUGAGAGAGACACGAGGAAUCACUGCCGGCUCUCCGCCCGCUUCAGUUUACACGUAGCUGCAACCAGUCGACCCGUGUUACUGUACGUUUGUAUCAUUCAGGUCUGACUGACUGCAAAGUUUUCAUUUUAUGUAAUAUUUAUAAUAUAGUCAAUAAGGCCACGUGAGCUAACAAGGACAAAAACGAGAAAAGCAAACAAAAAAAAUUGAUGAAAGCGGUGCAAAAAGGGUCAAAUAGUCAGUUAGACUGUGUCAUGUAAAAAGUAGCUCUGGAUGACUAAAAAAACAAAACAAUUAAAAUAUUUAAAAUCUAGGAUUACUUAAUUAAAAAACAGGCAUGGUUGUGACUAUUUUCAUAAUAUUAAGGCUUGUACAGUGCACAUGCUUUGCAUUGUAUGUUUUGUGGAAUAAAUGGUCAA
Cololabis saira (Pacific saury) is the source of this 4673-nucleotide messenger RNA. RefSeq names its product neurabin-2-like. The record is from RefSeq and is a predicted model, not a curated record. Gene Ontology annotation, biological process: neuron projection development; calcium-mediated signaling; actin filament organization. The coding region runs from base 167 to 2767 and encodes 866 amino acids. NCBI's taxonomy places the organism in Eukaryota, Metazoa, Chordata, Actinopteri, Beloniformes, Belonidae. Gene Ontology annotation, molecular function: actin filament binding. The transcript is spliced from 11 exons. Gene Ontology annotation, cellular component: actin cytoskeleton; cytoplasm; dendrite.